CCGCAGGUGCUUACCAAGAGGGCAGGUGAAGAAGCUGCCUGAGUCCCACUGUGGCCAGAUCUCGGGAGUUCUGGUUCUCCUCCUGGCCCACGCUGCAGGCUCUUACCAAGAGGGCUGAGUAUUCAUCCCUGAAUGAUGCAGGCCACUGCCCUGGUGGAGACAGCUUCUGGGAAAGGCUGUCACCGUGAUGGAGGAAAUGUUCAAAGAGAUCUGUCUUCUAAUGCUAAGAAAUCUUCCAGUGGUUGUAAUGAAGUCAAACCAGCUUACCCUGGUGAUGAGUGGGACUGCUUGGCACUAGAGCAAAGAGCAAAUGACAAAGAAAUCAGUAAUAAUAGCCCAACAAGUUCAUCAGAGUCAUCUUUUUCCGAAAAUCAGGACACUGAUCUACAGAAUGCUCACUCGCAGUCCAGUGAGUUUGAAGACCGUAUUGACUAUGCUUCUUUGAAUAAGACCUUCUGUAUAUAUUCAGAGUCAAAACUGAAGAAUGAAGACAUUACUAAUUUAAAUUCAGAAUUAGAUCCUAAGAUGGGAAAAAGAGAGGACAUGUUUUUUGAUAGUUUGGAACCUCAAGGUAAUAGGACUAUUGCCUUGGAAAGAAUCCAUAAGAUUUCAGAUGCCAACUAUGAGGAAACUGCUGAAGAAACGCAGAGGUGUGAUAUGGACGAAGACUCUCAGCAGGAGUAUCACAGUGCAGAAGAACAAGAAUAUAUGAGUAACCAUUUAUCUUUUGUCCAAGCAGAAGCAUUCAGUAUAUCUAAUCUGAAAGUUGUUGAAUUCAGAGAUUCAGGGUAUGAAGUGCAAUGUGCUAGCAAUCUAGAAGAUAAGAAUACGUUAGAAAAUAGCUCGGUUAUCUCUGCAGAUUCACUUAAUGUGUUUGCACAAGACUACACAUCCCAUGUCUCUAAAUUUCAGAAUUGUAAUCUGUUAAAAGAGUGUUAUGCACCAAAGUAUGAAAAGUGUAAGGAACAGGAGACAAGUUUAAAAUAUCCCACAAUAUUUGAUGACUUUGUACAGAGAAGUACUUCUCUUGAAAACAAAGGAUCUCAGUCUGAGAAUGACUUGUUGAACCCUCAGAAAGCACUAAAAACUAAAAUGGAUACUAACAAAAUGAAAUGUGAGAUUUCUGAAAGUAAGGAUUUUUAUGAAAACACAACUUUCAAGAACAGAAUCCCACAGAACCUCGAAAAUCCUAGCACAUUCCCCCAGGAUGAAACGUUAGAGACACCACAGCAAUCCUCUCAUGUCUGCCAGACUUCUUGGUCCUCUAUUUUUGAUGACUCAAUCAUCUCUGCCUGUGGAUAUUCGCGUUAUAAAAGCCUACAGAGCACGCCCAACCCAGCCUCAAGCUUUCCUGUUGUCUCAGCAAGGAUUGCUGUAAGAGAUGAUCAGGGAGUCAAAGGAGACGGCUCCCUAAAAGAUACAGAUGGCAGAAACAUGAACAAAGCAUACUCUGAGGGGGGAAAGAGAACACACCCUGGAUCAGUGACAGGUGCUACAGACUGUGCAGUCACAGUUCAUGAGACAGUGGAUGUCAGCACAGAUUUUAGGGCUUGUUUCACAACCAGCAGAGCAACAAAUGCCAGGCCUUCUGUAGUAUCCACAGCCAGCAACACAGAGGUAACUAUGAUGAGUAAAAAGCGGCCCAGCAGAUGGCAGAGUGAAAAGCAAAGCGUGGCUUGUAACACAGAUUGGUCAUGUUGUCAAGACUGUGUGGAUACCCCGGUGGCUUCCACAAAAAGAUCAGGAAAAUCUCUCUUAGCUGACAGUUUAAAACCCAAUGGAAAUUUUCAAAAUAAGGAUUCCCUGGAAUUAAAAACAUGUAAUAACACAGCCUUAAAGAAACAUCCUGAGAGGGAGUUUCAACUUGCUGAAGACAUGACGAAGGAUUUACCAUCAAAGUGCUGUAAGAAAAUAAUGCAGAGAGCUAUAGAAGCAGAGAUGCACCUUUUAAACGUUCGCUAUCAGAUGUGCCAUCGCCUCUGCUGUGAUAUUUACAAACUUGUUAUAGAAAAUAGAGGACUAAACAGGAAUUUACCAGGUAAUUCUGCUAAGAAGGAAUUAGGAUCAGCACUACUAUCUGUUUUGGGCGACUUAAAAGUCAGAUAUGUGAAUUUAAAAGAAAAAGCACUCAAAGGCAUACCAUUGGAAGAGCUGCCCCCAUUGUCAGUAGAAUCAAAAUUAUUAAAUACUUUCUCUACAUUCCUUUCCAGGCUAAUGAGAGAAGAAUCACAUGACUUUUCAGGAGCAGAUUCUGAACUAGGUAAUCAAACUGCAUCUGAUGGGGAAGUUUCUCCAAACCUAAAAAAGCCACACUCUCAAGUGUCUUUAUUAGCUGACAAUAGUCAUCCUAAACAGGAUACAUCACCCAAGGAAGAUGCUUUUAAAAAUGGUGAUAUCAAUGUAGACUUCAGUCAACUAACACUGGAUGAUAAAGAGUGCAGAAACAACCAUGAAAUCAGUGAAGACUGGUUUGAUGCUAAAGAGAACGUGACAGGGGUGGACUCCUCAGGAACGCAGGAACAUCUGAUAGAUCAUGACGAACGGAACCCGAAGUGUAUAGCAGAAAUGAAGAAUAUUGAACCCUUAGUAAGAGAGAAAGGGUUUUUGAUACAUGUUGGUGGUCUCUGCCCUUCAGUAUCUGAGGCUGAUUUGAGAUCUUACUUCCAGAAAUAUCAAGUUUCUGAAAUCUCAAUUUAUGAUUCUUCUACUAAUUACAGAUAUGCAUCUCUUGCUUUUAAGAAAAACCAUGAUGCAAAUAUGGCUGUAGAAGAAAUGAAUGGGACAGAAAUAAAUGGAAAAUCAGUAAAUGUGCGGCUUGUCAAAACUCAUGGAGAGUGUAGAUCACCACUUUUCUCAAAAAAAAGUUCAAAUAAUUUGGAGAUAAGUUCCAACAAAGAAAUCAAGCCAGGCUCCUCUGUUUCCACUUUGCCCAGAGCUAGGCCAAGGCAACUGGUAUCCGAGCAGGACACUGAGCUUUCACCUCUGGACCAGGAUGCCAAAAAGAAUUGUAAACAGGUUGAAUCUGCUCAGUUAUUACAAAAAAUGCCUAUUCAGUUCAUUCCUCCAAAUACACUAAACCUCCGUAGCUUUACCAAGAUCAUCAAGAGACUGACUGAAUUGCACCCAGAAGUCAGCAGAGACCACAUUAUAGAUGCUCUUCAGGAAGUGCGGUUGAAUCAUAAAGGUUUCCUCAAUGGCUUGUCUAUUAGCACUAUUGUGGAGAUGACCUCGUCUCUUCUGAAAAGCUCUGCUUCCCAACAGGAGUAAAGAGAGCUUCCUUGGAAGGCGUGGGUGCUCAUCUCCAGAAAAUGUUUGGCGGCACAAAAGAAAAAGUUGCAGUAAAGCAAGACUGAUAUAAUUAAGUGGAUUCUGUAAGGGCGCUUAGCUGUUAGUUUGCUUUAUAGUUCUCCUAAAAUCUGGCAACAUGUAUGUAUAAUAUUAAGGUCUUAUAUAAAAUACAGUUUAAUAGGCUUUAAACUUUAUUUCAAUUUUGUGUAAGUUGCAUAUUUUGAAUCAGAAGAAAAACUGUCAUGCCCAUUUUAAAAACCCUUUGUUAAGUAAAUGUUAAAAAUAUAUUGGCCAAGAGGUUCAUUGUUACUGUUUCAGAGUUCAUUAAAUGGUUUCCAUACAUAGCCUGAAGUUA
Cavia porcellus (domestic guinea pig) is the source of this 3643-nucleotide messenger RNA. RefSeq names its product RNA binding motif protein 44 (gene Rbm44). Bases 133 to 3267 code for a protein of 1044 amino acids. The record is from RefSeq and is a predicted model, not a curated record. Gene Ontology annotation, molecular function: mRNA 3'-UTR binding. Gene Ontology annotation, biological process: mRNA splicing, via spliceosome. Gene Ontology annotation, cellular component: catalytic step 2 spliceosome. NCBI's taxonomy places the organism in Eukaryota, Metazoa, Chordata, Mammalia, Rodentia, Caviidae. The transcript is spliced from 16 exons.